AUGGGGCCUCCUCCUCCUCCUCCUCCUCUUCUUCUUCCUCGGAGGGAUGGGGCUCUGGGCCGCCUUCUCGGGGGGCCCCCUCUGGGCUGGCAAGGCUCCGGCUGGCAGGCGGCGCUCCUGGCGACCUCCAUCCUGGUUUCUUCCAACCUGCCAAUUCACAGCCAGGAGAUUUCCAUCUUGCUGGAACCCUCCAACCUGAUUGAAGAAGGAGAGACCAUCAGCCUAACCCCACAGGUCAGCCCUGACCCCUUCAGAGACUGCCGCUGGCUCCGAGGGAUGGAGCUGAUCAUGACCCAUGAGGCCGGCCAGCCUCUCUUUGUCCUGGGAGAGGCCUACAGCGGACGGGAGGUCAUGGAGCAGGACUGCUCCCUCUACAUCAGCAACGCCACGGAGGACGAUUCUGGAACAUAUACAGUGAUCAUAGACAGAGAUGGAGCCUCUUAUGCAAGAGGAGAUGUUGACCUCCUGGUGGCAGCAAAACUCUCUCAAGCUGUCUUGCAACCUGCCAAAUCCAUCGUAGAAGAGAAUGGAAAUGUCACCUUACAGUGCAUCACCUCCGGCAGCUCCGUGUUCACCAUCUCUUGGGUCAAGGAUGGCCAGCCAGUCCCAGAGACGGAGGUGCUUUCUAACCAGAGCCAUAAACUCAUGCUCAGGAACAUCACCAGAGACGUGGCCGGGAGCUACACCUGCGUGGCCACCAACCCUUUCAGCAAUGUGGCGAGCAACCCUGGGCAGAUCAUUGUCACAGGAGGCACUUUCCCCUCUGCUCUAGAUUCUCCUGACUGGAGUGGUGCCUCAUGGAAAUCUGGCGAUAUUGUGAAGAUUGUGGCUGGAACCUUUAGUGCACUCCUGGUCAUUUGCAUUGGAUUGAUGCUGCUUUUCUUCUGCCUCCGUGAGAUGCAGACGCUGGAGAAGAGGGACGCCGCCUCCUGUCCUUGCGCCAUCUGCACCGCCAUCGGCUCCGCCUCCGUCCUAUGA
Sceloporus undulatus (fence lizard) is the source of this 978-nucleotide messenger RNA. Its product is annotated as carcinoembryonic antigen-related cell adhesion molecule 21-like. The coding region runs from base 1 to 978 and encodes 325 amino acids. Lineage: Eukaryota; Metazoa; Chordata; Lepidosauria; Squamata; Phrynosomatidae. The record is from RefSeq and is a predicted model, not a curated record. The transcript is spliced from 5 exons.